AUGAAAAUGUUGCUUAAUUUAAAUUUUCCAAUAACGACAAUAUUGUUUUGUAGUAUUGUUUGGUCAUCAACAGGAUCAAUUCCAAAAUGUGGAAGCAAUACAAAUUGUUGCAAAACUGUUGUUGAGCUUAUUAAUGCUGGUUUUAGUAAUAACCAAAUAAAUAUUAUGACAGCAAUAGCCUACUAUGAAAGUACUUGGGGUACACGUAUGGGUCCGAAUAACAAUCAAGAUAAUAGUACGGAUAAUGGUUUAUUUCAAAUUAACAGUUAUUUAUGGUGUAGUUCAUCAGGACAACAAAAUGAUUGUUGUUGUCCAGGAACAUCGCCGAAAUGUCGAAGAAACUCAACACUGCGUACAUGUAAAUGUGGAUGUGAUUUUAGUUGUUCAGAAGCAUUAACAAAUAAUAUUUUAAAUACAAAAUGUGCUGCAACUAUUCUUACAAAACAAGGUUAUACAGCGUGGGCAGGCUAUAAUUCACAUGCAGCUGAAUGCAAUGCAUACGAUACAUUUAAUGGAGAAUGUUCGUCUGGAAGUUGUUGUUCAGAUAUAUAUCCAGGUUCCGUUUGUUGUCCAGUAUCUGAUCCUAGUAAACAAGGCUGUUGUCCUUCUACACAUAAAGUCUGUUGUCCGGCACCUUUUCAAAAUGAUUGUUGUUCUUCAGAAUAUCCUGUAUGUUGUGGCUACGGUUGUUGUCCACUAGGAACAUAUUGCUGUGGAAACAAUCAAUGUUGUCGCCAAAUCAGUAGUAAUGGUAAAGCAUUGAACCAAGUUGUAACACAAGCUACAUUGAAUGCUAAACAUUUGAGUUAA
Messenger RNA from Rotaria sp. Silwood1, 810 nucleotides. NCBI's taxonomy places the organism in Eukaryota, Metazoa, Rotifera, Eurotatoria, Philodinida, Philodinidae. The record is from the annotation of a GenBank genome assembly.